Messenger RNA from Hydra vulgaris (swiftwater hydra), 2097 nucleotides. Its product is annotated as kelch-like protein diablo. NCBI's taxonomy places the organism in Eukaryota, Metazoa, Cnidaria, Hydrozoa, Anthoathecata, Hydridae. Gene Ontology annotation, molecular function: protein binding. The record is from RefSeq and is a predicted model, not a curated record.
UAGUCUACAAAACUAAAUACAAAAAGUUCUAAAAAGAAAGUAAAGUCUAAAAGUAAAAUUAAAAAUGGAUGCUUUUAUUUAAAAUAUUUAUGAUUACAAUUAAAUAUUGCGCUUAUGAUGAAAGAAGAAACUGUUUCUCCACUAAGUUACAAUCAUCAUUCUUUUUUAUCAGCUAAUCUUUUAAAAUUUCGACAAUGUGGAGUUCUCUGUGAUGUCACUUUACUCUGUGAAGAUGCAUUAUUUCAAGUUCACAAAGUUGUACUUGCUGCCUCAAGUGCAUAUUUUCAAGCUAUGUUUACUAUAGGAAUGUGCGAAGAAAAAAAAAGACAGAUUCCACUGAAUGAUGUGGAUAAAAAAGCACUUUCUGUUUUGGUAGAUUAUGCUUACACUGGAAUUAUUUCUAUUGAUGAUAGAAAUGUUCAAGUUCUUCUUAAAACUGCUGAUCUUCUUCAAUUUUCAACAGCUAAAGCUUUAUGUUGUAAAUUUAUAAUGGACCAAAUGAACUCUGAGAAUUGUCUCGAUUUAUUACACUUAGCUGAUGUUUAUCACUGCAGUGAUAUUUCAGCUCUAUCACAAUUAAUGUUUAAUGAAAAUUGGGAAAAAAUAAUAAAAACAGAAAGCUUUGUAUUACUUAAGCUUGAUAUAUUAAUCAAGCUGUUAUCAUCUGACAAUCUUCAUGUAAAUAAAGAAGCAGAUGUGUUUUAUAUAAUAGCUCAAUGGGUAGAAAGUGACAUUGAAUCCAGGAAAAAAUAUUUAUUUGGUUUACUAGAAUAUGUUAGGUGGGCAUUCAUAUCUCCUAAAGAUCUAAAUAAAAUGCGACAACACCCUCUGAUGCUUGUUGAUAAAGAAUCUUUAAGUAAAAUCGACAGUUAUUUAAUACUAAAUGCCUUUCAAAUCGAAAAUUUUCAUAUGAGAGAUUCAUAUAUUGGAUGGAUGUAUGUUCUUGGUGGGGAACAAUCCUUUUUAAUGGAAAUGAAAACCUGUGAAUUUUAUAAUAACCAAUUAAAAGAAUGGAAUUAUGGAUUUUCUCUUAAUGGGCCAAGAACCUCAUUUGCUGCCAUAACUCUCAAAAACCGUCUUUAUGUCAUUGGCGGUAUGAGGUUUGGAGAAAAGUUAAAGUUGGUAGAAUGCUAUGAUCAAUAUUUAGGAAAAUGGAAAAGACUUGCCUCCAUGAAAAAGUGUCAAGGUGAUGUUGAAGCAGCUGUUAUUAAUGACACUAUUUAUGUGGCUGGUGGCUCCAGUGGAGGAAAACCGGCUUGUAGGUAUGUUGAAAAAUAUGAUAUUUGCAAUAACCAGUGGAGUGCAGUAGCAUCAAUGAAAUCUCGAAGACGGCGUUUUGGACUUUGUGAGUAUAACUCUCGACUUUAUGUGUUUGGUGGGUUUCAGGACAGUUUAGGAGAGUUAAGUGUUUGUGAAUCAUUCUGUCCUAUUACUAAUAUGUGGGAAUCUAUUGCUCCUAUGAAGACUAAUAGAUGUGAUCUUGGUGUUACUGUUUUAUCAGAUUUUAUUUAUGUUACUGGUGGUGUGAAUUCCUAUGCUGGCUCUAUUUCAACUGUUGAAAAAUACGAUCCUGCUUUAAACACAUGGAGUAUGUGUCAACCAUUGAUUCAUGCUCGUGGUGGUCAUACAAUGGUAACAUACUUUGGGCGAGCUGUUGCCAUUGGUGGAAUGAACAGUUAUAUGCAAACUUGUAAUGAUGCUGAAUGGUAUAAUGAGGUGACUGAUCAAUGGUCUACGCUACCGUUAAUGAACAUGCCCCGUUUUGGUGGAGUUGGCAUUGUUCUUCCCUUUUGCAAGCAAAUAUCAGGUUAUAAAGAAAAUCGUGAUGAAAAUGGCUGAUAAUAAAGUAAUUACUACAUGAAAUUGUUUGCUAUUUAUACAGACAUUGUAAAUAUCUAUAUAAACAUUUGUUAUACAAACAUUGUAAAUAUUCUUCUCAAAACUACAGAUAUUUAUUGAUAUAUAAUAACUUAACAAACUUCAGAACUCUAAUGACGAUAAGCACUUUUAUAUGUAGAUAAUCCCUUUUAUGUCCGCAUAAAAUUUUUUGUAAAUAUAUAACUUAUUUAUCUCUAAAGAAAUUUUUAUAAAUUUAAA